Messenger RNA from Salvelinus sp. IW2-2015, 2536 nucleotides. It is a transcript of the gene lta4h, whose product is annotated as leukotriene A4 hydrolase. Lineage: Eukaryota; Metazoa; Chordata; Actinopteri; Salmoniformes; Salmonidae. Gene Ontology annotation, molecular function: aminopeptidase activity; epoxide hydrolase activity; metallopeptidase activity. Gene Ontology annotation, biological process: proteolysis; leukotriene biosynthetic process; peptide catabolic process. Gene Ontology annotation, cellular component: cytosol; nucleus. The record is from RefSeq and is a predicted model, not a curated record.
GUUCAUAGGUAAUGCAAGUGUUUUGCGCUCUCUCAUGAUCCUGGACCGAACAUGACUUCAGCUACAGACCCCUGCUCAUUUUCCUCAUUUUCCAAGUGCGUUACCAAGCACCUGAAUCUCACCUUCCAUGUGGAUUUUGACAGCCAUGUCCUCAAAGCUAAGGUCGCGCUCACGGUGGAGGUUUUAGUGGAUAAUUUCACGUCUUUGACCCUUGACACGAAGGACCUGAAGGUCUCCAAGGUAACAGCCAAUGGACAGGCAACAAAGUUCACUCUGGGACCCAAGCACAGGUUCAUGGGAACCCCUCUGGAGAUCACACUGCCAUUUGAGCUCUCCAGGGGUCAGCAUGUGAUCGUGGAGGUGACUUAUGAGACGGCUCCUAGUGCUUCUGCGCUGCAGUGGCUCACUCCUGAACAGACUGCUGGGAAGAAACACCCCUACCUCUUCAGCCAGUGCCAGGCCACCCAUUGCAGGAGCAUGGUACCCUGCCAGGAUACUCCCGCUAUGAAACACACCUACUAUGCCCAGGUGUCUGUCCCCAAGGAGCUGGUGGCUGUGAUGAGUGCUGUACGGGACGGAGAGGAGCCUGAUCCCCAGGACAGCAGCCGUGUCAUCUACCACUUCAGACAACCAGUGCCCAUGCCCUCUUACCUCAUUGCCAUCGUGGUGGGAGCUCUGGAGAGCAGAGAGAUUGGGCCCAGGUCUCGUGUUUGGUCAGAGAAGGAGUUUGUGGACAAGGCAGCAUAUGAGUUCUCAGAGACAGAGACCAUGUUGAAGACAGCUGAGGGCCUUGCGGGGCCGUAUGUGUGGGGCCAGUAUGACAUCCUGGUCCUGCCCCCCUCCUUCCCAUAUGGAGGCAUGGAGAACCCCUGCCUUACCUUUGCCACCCCCACGCUGCUGGCUGGAGACAGAUCCUUGUCCAAUGUCAUAGCCCAUGAGAUCUCUCACAGCUGGACUGGCAACCUGGUGACCAACAAGACCUGGGAGCACUUCUGGCUGAACGAGGGUCACACGGUGUACCUUGAGAGAAUGAUUGGCAGGUCUUUGGAGAGUGAACAGUUCAGACAGUUCAAGGCCAUAGGCGGCUGGAAGGACCUGCAGGAAUCAGUGAACACGUUUGGGGCCAACAACCCUCUGACCAACCUGGUUCCCAACCUGAAUGAGGUGGACCUUGACGAAGCCUUCUCCUCUGUCCCCUACGAGAAGGGUUUCGCUCUUCUCUACCACUUGGAGGAGCUCAUGGGAGGACCUGAGGUGUUUAUGGGUUUUGUGAAGUCGUACAUCCAGAUGUUUGCUUACAGCAGCGUCACUACUGAGGAGUGGAAGAAGUACCUCUUCACCUACUUUAAGAACAAGGUGGACAUCCUGAAUAAGGUGGACUGGAACGCCUGGAUGCACACCCCUGGGAUGCCCCCCGUCAAACCACAAUAUGACAGCACCAUGGCAGACGCCUGCAUCGCGCUGUGUAAGAGAUGGGUGAAGACCAAAGAGGGGGAUCUGGGGAAUUUCAUUGAGGUGGAUGUGAAGACUCUCUCCACCCACCAGCUCAUAGAGUUCCUGUCUCUGCUCCUGCAAGAGGAGCCCCUCCCCCUCAGCCAUGUGAAGAGGAUGCAGGAAGUGUACCAACUCAACGCCUUCAACAACGCAGAGAUCCGCUUCAGGUGGCUGCGGCUGUGUGUCAAGUCCAAGUGGGAGGAUGCCGUUCCCAUGGCACUGAAGAUGGCGACAGAGCAGGGGAGGAUGAAGUUCACACGGCCACUAUUCAAAGAAGUGUAUAACUUUGAUAAGUAUCAUGAGGAGGCGGUGCGUGUGUUCAUAGCCCACCGGGCAGCCAUGCACCCGGUAACGGCCAAUCUGGUGGCCAAGGACCUGAAGGUGGACGCCGACAAGAGCACCUGAUUCUAAUUGGAAUCCCACCAGAAGCACUCCAAGACUGGCAUUAUUACCGGGGGGACACCCCACCCCGUUGCCGAAAACGACCAGAGAAAGCUAGAGCGAAGCUUCCAGCCGCACCCCCACUUUUUAUAACGGUCUCUACUUUGCUUGGCAGCUAUUCAGAAUUGGCUUGUUUCUGUUUGUUUUACAUUAAGGUUUGUGAUAUGUCGAGCAUAUUCUGGACAAUUCUGAAUUUUUAAAUUUUAAUUCAAUUUGAAUUGGCCACACCCCACAGGAAGCAGAACUGGAAUUGAAGUUAGUCAAAUUUAAUUUAAACCAAUUAAACUAAGACAUGAAAGUCUAUUAAUUUGACAAAUCUUUUAUAAAAAGCAUAUGCCACUUAUUAAUGCAAAGAAUACACAUACCAUUUCAAAUAUUAUGGCUCUAUUCAAUCAGAUCUGCUUUAGCAGACAUCAGCAUAGCUUUUGUUUUGACAACGGAGGUGGAAUUGUUAGAUCUGUCAACUCUACAAGUGACUCCUGGCAUUAUAUCCUAAAGCAGACAUUGUCAUUGGCUGCACGGCAUUGCAUUAACAGAAAUCCCAUGGAGCCUUGUUUACAAGUUGAACACUGGAUUGUGAAAUGUAAUCUACACCUCGAUU